Messenger RNA from Lactuca virosa, 1452 nucleotides. The record is from the annotation of a GenBank genome assembly. NCBI's taxonomy places the organism in Eukaryota, Viridiplantae, Streptophyta, Magnoliopsida, Asterales, Asteraceae.
CUUCCUUCUAUUUUCCUUUACUACCUCAUAAAACAUGGUGUGUAUUACUAUAUUCACAAAUAAAAUUUAUAUCAUUCCUUUAGUAUCCCACCAGAGAUGUCUGAAAUAACAACAACAAUCUCAGAACUACAUUAUGGCUGUCCGGGGACAGCAGUACAGGUCCGAAUUGUUCGUAUGUGGACACCACAGCUUAGAAAUCAAGAGACAUGGUUUUUAGCAGUUGACAAAAAUAUCCUCGGACAACGAAAAGAUCAAGGUUUUCUACAAUCCGUACUCCUACCUUCUAGAUGCUACAGAAUUGAGAAGUAUGGCUGCGGAAUUCCUGAUCGUUACCAAAACUGGCUCAAUAAUGAAAUUUACAUGGCUGUUGGAACAGCAUCCUCAAUUUCACCUCUUCCAGACACUGUCAUUAUUCCCAUACAUUGGUUUUAUAUAAUUACCAAAAGACAGAUACCAGAUUACAAAGAUCAACAUGCAGAUUUUGUUGGAAUCUUCAGUAAACUUAUCAACUGCACAAAAAAAGACAAUGAACCAUAUCUAUUGCUGAUACUAAAAAAUGAAUAUGGUGAAGAUAUUGCAAUAAGUUUAUGGAAAGAAUUCACCAGCACAUCUUCAAAAUUCGAUCGUAUUGCUCUUGAAACUGCUCCUGCACCUGUAAUAGUUGCCAUAACAAGUGUAAAGAUCUCAACUUAUGCAGGAACAUUACGACUUGGAACAAGUAGCGCCACUCAUAUAUACAUGAACCCACCAAUCCCAGAGACAAAACCGCUAAUCGACAGUUACAAUACAUUACCUGAAUCACCAAUUUUCUUGGAUCCCCCAAUACCAUUAUCAGAAAUAAUCCAGAAAAGCCAUUCUGAUCUUUCGGAUAAAACUCUUAUCACAAAGGCUUCCAUAGUUGAAUAUAUCUUCUCAGACUCCUGGUAUCAUGUUCAAUGCCCAAAAUGUAAGAUCACAACUUUUAAACAAGGCAAGAACUGGUUCUGUCCAUCAGAUGGCAUACUUGACUCUCCAUCCAGCACCUUCAAACUUAAUGCAAUCAUUAAAGAUAAAAGUUAUUCUAUGACUGUUGUACUGUCUGAUAGCGCAACACAAGAUUUAUUUGGCACAACAACAGAUAACCUUAGAUCAGAAAACAACAUAAAUGACAGAAAACAACUGCCACCAAUUGCUACCUGUUCACAAGGCACUCCUAAGAAAAUGAUGAUUCGGAUGACCAAUACAUCAACUGACAAUAACAUUCGCUUCAUUGUUACAAAUAUCGAAAAAACGGCUUCUGACAUACCAUCUUCCAUAACAACACCAGCUCCUAAUCGUCCAACUUCUUCCCAGAAUACUGAAAAGGAAAGUACUUCUCUGCACCAACAAGGCAAGCUAAACGUUAGAAGAUCACUUCCUUUUGAAAAUCCAGAUACACCUGCUACCAAAAGGAAGGUUGCCUGUAAAACAUAG